ACAAAACCCUAUCACAUUGGACCAACCUUCAUAUGAGUGCACCCAUUUUCUACUUAGCGCCGUCAGCGACCAUCAUAAAACCCUAAGAACUUUCAUCUUCUUCCUUAUCUUGCGACGGUGGUAGCUGCAAGGGUAGAAUUGAAGAGGUGGACUGAUUGUGAAAAUGGUGGAGAAGGCAAAAGGAAGAAAGGAGGAAGUGGUUACCAGGGAGUACACAAUAAACCUCCACAAGAGACUGCAUGGAUGUACCUUCAAGAAGAAGGCUCCUAAGGCCAUCAAGGAGAUAAAAAAGUUUGCACAAAAAGCUAUGGGGACAAAUGACGUGAGGGUAGACGUCAAGUUGAACAAACAUAUUUGGAGCAGAGGGAUCCGAAGUGUGCCUAGGAGGAUUCGGGUUCGGAUUGCUCGAAGAAGAAAUGAUGACGAAGAUUCCAAGGAAGAGCUGUACUCUCUUGUCACAGUUACAGAGAUUCCACCAGAAGGGUUGAAGGGUCUAGGGACCAAGGUUAUUGAAGAAGAUGAGUGAUCUGUCCGACUGAUAAAAUGAUCCUCUACUUCAUAGCCAAGAAAAGCCAAGAAACAAGUUUAAAUUAGAGUUUUAGUGAGUGUGAGUUCUAUGAAAAACCUUAAUUAAUUUACCACAUUUUUGCUUUUUCAUUAUGGUUGUAGCAAAUGCAGUGUUUUUUCGGCUUCUACCCUGUCAUGACUUAUUUUGACAACGAUGAAUGGCUUAAACUUGUUUGGCAAAUUCUGUUUAA
This is a messenger RNA of Carica papaya (papaya), 758 nucleotides long. Its product is annotated as large ribosomal subunit protein eL31. Gene Ontology annotation, cellular component: ribosome; cytosolic large ribosomal subunit. NCBI's taxonomy places the organism in Eukaryota, Viridiplantae, Streptophyta, Magnoliopsida, Brassicales, Caricaceae. The record is from RefSeq and is a predicted model, not a curated record. Gene Ontology annotation, biological process: cytoplasmic translation. Gene Ontology annotation, molecular function: structural constituent of ribosome.